AUGGAGGUGAAGGGAGUGGGGAUAGGGAAUGACGAGGAAAGACAAGGGAUCGGGGUGCCGAUGGAGCAGUCAGUAAGCGGUUAUAUUGUAGAAAUUCCGGAAGUGGAACCUGAGAAGCGGCAUGAGUAUUGUAUCUACAAGGUUCCCCAGAAACUCCGUGACGUAAAUGGUGAUGCCUACACUCCAAAGCUAAUUUCAAUAGGCCCUUUUCAUCACUGCAAUGAAAAUUUGAAGAAAAUGGAAGAGUUAAAAUAUAGAUAUUUCAGGGAUGCCUGUGAUCGGACGAAUAAGAAAAAGGCGGAACUUGUAGGACGCAUCAAGGAAAUCAAAUACGAGAAGAUCUUUUAUUGUUAUGCAGAUCUAGAGGACACUGACGUCAAAGAAGAUGAAUUCAUGACAAUGAUUCUUUUGGAUUCUAUUUUUAUCAUUGAACAGUUGUGGAGGACUGUAGAAAACCCGCCAAUGGACCCACCAGCAAUGACUACCAUUUCUGAAAAGUGCUUCUCCAUGAAUACUUUUUCCAAUUCUGGAAAAGUUCCGGUUUUGUUCUCGAUUCUGAUUACGAGAAGAUAUUCUCUGAAUCUAAAAUGUGGAAAAACUUUUGAACGUGUACCUUGUGCAACCAAGCUGUCUGAGGCAGGAGUGGAAUUCAAAGUCAGCAAAUCCAAGACUAGACGCCUUCUUGACAUUCAAUUUCGAAAGAGUAACUUAUUGAAAAUUUGUCCAUUUUUAAAUAUGUCAUGGUUCUUGAGUUGCUUUCCUUGCUUUCCUCGCUUCAAAUGCCUGGAGAACAUGCAUCCUGUCUUGGAACUCAAAUCCUUUAUAAUAGGGUAUGAAACUGAAUGUGCUGUUCGAAACCUCAUGGCCUUAGAGCAGUGCCAUUAUCCACGGGAAGCUUACAUAUGUAAUUAUAUUAUAUUGUUGGAUAAUCUUAUUAACACUGAAGCAGAUGUGGAUCUACUUGUUGAGAAAAAAGUUAUUGUUAACUGGCUAGGCGACAAUAAGGCAGUGGCAACUCUGAUCAACAAACUUCGCGAACAAAUUGUAGAAGCUAAUCAUUCCUGCUAUGGGGAACUCAGUAAAAACAUUCAAGGUCACUAUGACAACGUUUGGAGCAAAGUCAUGGCAUCCUUUACAACUCUAUAUUUCAAAGAUUUUUGGAGAGGGACAGCAACUGUUGUUGGAAUCAUGGCCCUGUUUUUCAGUUUCUGGAGUUUCCUUAAGCCUUUUGUCUUUCCCACUUGA
This is a messenger RNA of Quercus lobata, 1245 nucleotides long. RefSeq lists its product as uncharacterized. The coding region runs from base 1 to 1245 and encodes 414 amino acids. The record is from RefSeq and is a predicted model, not a curated record. NCBI's taxonomy places the organism in Eukaryota, Viridiplantae, Streptophyta, Magnoliopsida, Fagales, Fagaceae. The transcript has 4 exons.